Molecule: messenger RNA, 784 nt
Organism: Panicum hallii
Lineage: Eukaryota; Viridiplantae; Streptophyta; Magnoliopsida; Poales; Poaceae
Exons: 2
Coding region: 70-558 (162 amino acids)
Source: RefSeq, a predicted model, not a curated record
GGUUUGGAGGAGGCUGUGUCAACUGACUGAACCCCAGCGAGCAGCGACCGAGGCGGCGGCGGUGGCGUGAUGCAGUUCCUCCGAAGCGGCGGCGGCGGGGGUGGCAGUGGGUUCGGAGGGGCCGCGUGGGAGGUGCUUCGUCGGCACUUCUCUAGGAAGCGGUCGGUGGACGUGCGCCGGAUCAACCCCAAGGUGCCCAAGGAGGAGGCCGUCGCCAUCUCCGGCCGCCUCCUCCAGAUCCUCUCCGACCACGGGCCCCUCACCGUCGGCAACACCUGGAACCACGCCAAGGAUGCUGGUAUUAGUGGCCUGAACAGCAAGACUCACAUGAAGAUCUUGCUGAAAUGGAUGACGGGAAGAAGGGUUGUCAAGUUGACAUGUGUUCAUGUCGGCAACGCAAAGAAAUUCCUGUAUGCCCCCUACACGGAAAGCUCGGAGGAGAUUAAGGAAGGCAGCGCUUCAUCCGCUCGGGCAGAGGAUAAUAAGGCUUCUGCUCAAGGAGGGAAAGGGAGAGCCGCACGAGGGCAGCCGAAGAAGCAGGCUGCAGCUUUGCCCUGAUGGUCGAUGAGGAGAAGCGGGCUGAUUUUGCAACUUUGUUUUCUACCUUGAUGGUGCCAUCGAAAACAGUUGAUGUAUUGAAGCAAUGUGUUGUAGAACGGGACACUCUCGAGUCCGUCAUGUUUAGGCGCAUUGUGCGGAUGGAGGCGGUUGUAUUGCACGCUGCCAUAGCACUUGUGAACUGAAAUAAUUUGUGACCACCUUCGACAACCUCGACGGUUGGGGG